AUGGGCGAGUACUCGAAAGCACUUUCAUCGUUCGAACGAUCACUUGAAAUCCGAAAAAUAGCUCUCCCUCCGAAUCAUCCCGACUUGGCUUUCUCUUACACUGGUAUCGCUUUGGUGUAUAAUAACAUGGGCCAGUACUCAAAAGCACUUUCAUCAUCUGAACGAUCACUUGAAAUCCGGAAAAUAGCUCUCCCUCCGAAUCAUCCCGACUUGGCUUACUCUUAUUACAGUAUCGGUUUGGUGUAUAAUAACAUGGGCGAGUACUCGAAAGCACUUUCAUUGCACGAACAAUCACUUGAAAUCCGAAAAAUAGCUCUCCCUCCGAAUCAUUCCGACUUGGCUUUCUCUUACACUGGUAUCGCUUUGGUGUAUAAUAACAUGGGCCAGUACUCAAAAGCACUUUCAUCGUCUGAACGAUCACUUGAAAUCCGAAAAACAGCUCUUCCCCAAAAUCAUCCCGACUUGGCUACUUCCUACAACGACAUCGGUUUGGUGUAUGAUAACAUGAGCGAGUACUCGAAAGCACUUUCAUCGCAAGAACGAUCACUAGAAAUUCGAAAAAUAGCUCUUCCUCCGGAUCAUCCCGACUUCGCUCAAUCCUACAACAACAUCGAGAAUGAUAAAGAUUCAUCAAUAAUAUCAAACACAAAUAAAGAUACAAAAGUUAUUUUUGAACGAUUACUUUCAACAACAUUAUUUUCUAUAAAAUCAGUAGUAAGUCUUAUUUCUACACAAGAUUUAUUAAAAAAUUUGGAAGAAACACUUAAUUAUUUUCAAUCAACGUUCAAUGUACAAAAGAGGUAAAACUUCUUUUAAAUAAUACAUAUUAGUUAGAAAAUUUCAGUUGUUAAUCUUCUUCUACUAAUCGGUUGAGCUAAAAUCUUUAGGAUGUCGUAUUGGGUCUGAACCAGAGACUGGCUGGCAGGGCAAAAACGUUUAUCCUAUGCCAAAAAAAUUAAAAAAAAGGGCUAAUUAUUUCAUCUUCAAUUCAUUUUGAUUGUAAUUUCACAAAUAAUUUUGAAUAAAUUAAACCUUGCUUAUAAAAUGAAGUUGAUUAGAAAUGUAAUCGAGUUUUUUCUUUCUACUACAUGUCUUAAGAAAUUUGAAUAUGAAAUGAUUACUUGCUCAAAAAAUUAAUGAACAAGGAAAAAAUUGCAAGAAAGAAAAGUUGCCUUUCAUUCAGAAGACCUAAUUUUAAUCAAUGAAAUUAAAAGAUGGUCGAUUUUUAUCAAACGCAAGUCAAGAAUAGAAGAUCAUAUUUUAUGUUAGAAGACCACGACGCACUUAAAAAAUUUCAUAAAGCAUAACAGAAGACAUAUGAGUUCUUUUAAAUUUCAUGUCGAAAAUUCUGCUGACUUUAUGAAAUUUAGCACAUUAAAAUUUUGUUUUUCAGCAAUAACUUUAUUUUUGAAUUAUGGUAAAGAAUAAGUAUAAAUAAAAAUAAAUCUUGAUAUCUAUAAAAUGAACAUAGAUAAAUUGUUUAUUUUUGAAAAUUAAAGAAUGAAGGAAAAUUUGUUCUGUUAGAGAUAGAUAGACAAAUACAUAGUAUAACAACUGGAUAUGUGAAGUAAUAUUCUUUCUUGCCAUAAAUAUUACUUCGACAUGUCAUAUCAUUAGACAAUCAAGCGAGUGCAUGAAAAAAAGAAUAUAUAUGCAAAAAAAAACUUUCUGUAUAGUUCAUAUACAUCUAUGGUGUUUAUUUUUGAAAAAAUAUAAAGAAUUUACUGAUGUUUUUUUUAUAAAUAUAAAAAUCGUAUUUAUAUUUAUUAAAUAAAAUAAAGUGAAAAAAACGUGAUCCUAGUAAAAAACAAAUAUUGUUUUGCAAUUAAAAUUACUUGCUUCUUUUUUCUAGCACGGGAUUUAGUGGCUAAAAGCAUCUGAGAAUAUCAUUAUUUUAUUGAAGAUUAAAAUCUUUCUAAUCUGUCGAUGCCCUGCACCCUAUCCUUAGAGCAGGACAAGAAAAAAAAAUACUCUGUGAGAGUCUCUGAUCUGAACCUUGUCUGUGGACAGAAUUUUAGAUGGAAAUUUUAUUAUUAAGAUUUCAGAAAGGGUCUAACCUACAGAAAGAAAAUUUCAAUAUAAAAAUGUUACAGUAACAGAAAAACUGAUUUUGUAAAUAUCGACGAUUUUAAUGAGAAUGGUUUAUUGUGAAAGUAUCACAUCUUUUCAUUUGGUUCUCUCUUGAUAUUCGAAUCUUAAUCCAGUUAAUUGAUAUGAGUUAUCUGCAGGAUAUGUUAUCAAUUCGAAAUUUGAAAAUCACUUUUUUUUUGUAUUAACAUAACAUUCAUUUAAAAAUAUUCUCUUAAUUUAAUUUUUAUUAAAUCUUUACUAACUAGAAAUCAUUUCAUUAUCACCUGCCGAAAUAAAAUUUUCAAAUGUUUCUUCACAAAUUACUAAUAAAUAAUUCUUUAAAUAAUAUUCAUACAAUAAAUAUUCGACAACUGAUUAUUUAUUUUAUUUCGUUCACGUUAUGCAUCAAGUAUCAAUAGUGAUCAAUCCAUGGGAAUUUGAUCUAUUCUGGUGUUUUUUUUGUUUUCUAUUUUAGUUUUUAUUGAACUAAAAAAUUACUCUUAAAAAAUAUAUCAAUACAAAUGAAAAUCAUUUUCAAGUUGCAAUACUCGAUUUCCUUGUUCAAUUACUUUUAAUUCAUGUUAAUUAUGAUUGAUUACAUGCUGGUGAAUUUCAUUAUAUUUUUAAUCGCUUUAUUUAUUUUUCAAAUAACAUUUUCUUACUCAUAUUAGCAAUCAACUUGAAAUGAUUGAAUAAACUACGUCCGCACCCACCCACACCGUCCGAUAGAUUAUCUGAUUGACAAGAUCAAAUUCGAUUUUCAACUCAAAUAAGAAGCACUUCACAGUUGAAGAGAUUAUUCUUGAAAUCGUCUGUUCUUUUUUUUUCCAUU
This is a messenger RNA of Rotaria sordida, 2902 nucleotides long. NCBI's taxonomy places the organism in Eukaryota, Metazoa, Rotifera, Eurotatoria, Philodinida, Philodinidae. The record is from the annotation of a GenBank genome assembly.